Messenger RNA from Penicillium antarcticum, 627 nucleotides. RefSeq lists its product as uncharacterized. Bases 1 to 627 code for a protein of 208 amino acids. The transcript is spliced from 2 exons. The record is from RefSeq and is a predicted model, not a curated record. NCBI's taxonomy places the organism in Eukaryota, Fungi, Ascomycota, Eurotiomycetes, Eurotiales, Aspergillaceae.
AUGACAACAGCGCAAAUUAGAAUGCCUCGUUACAAUGAACAUCCACCGGAAAUGGAGAUCACUGGCUAUGUGGUUUUCUCAGCCUCCUCUGACGGAACCGAAAUAAAAUCCGCAGUGAUGAGGUCCCUCUACUUGCGACCAAGAGUAGAAAAAGGUGGUCUCAUGUAUGGCAGGGGAGAUGCAAACACAUGUGGGCGAUUUUUGCGAUGCGGUGCCGAGGAAAACGACGCGUUCUCCGGAAAAAUCAACGAGACUAUAGGCGAGGUUGACUUUCUUCUUCGUCAGGGUCCCGUUAUCGUUCUCUCUCUCUCGGGCCACUCCACAUGGGGUACUAGGCUUGCGCACCCAUCUCGUCAUGCGGUAUCUGUAUUUCGAGAUCUUUCGGAAAUUGACGAAACCAGAGUGACUUUCAAGCUCUACCCACCUGAUCUACCGAAAGAGGCAAUGCCGGAGACCCGACCAGUUGUGCGGAAGCUGCGGCCAAACGAAAUCCUUUUCGUGAAAGGGUCGGUCAGAAUGGGGAUAGAGGUUCCUACUAGGGGGUCUUUUGUCUGGCUAGGAAACAGUGGUGACCCAAUGGCGUUUGACAUGCUUGGCCCAGAGGUCUUUGAAUUCAUGGUGAUUUGA